AACGGAUGUGUUUGGUUGUGUAGAUGUAACGGAUGUGUGUAGAUGUAACAGAUGUGUGUUGUGUCUCUGUAGGAGCGAGGAACAUCUACCACCAGCUGCUGAUGAACAGUCUGCUCAUGGACUUCAGAUACAAGAAGAUCUUUGCUAUCCAGUUCGCCAAGAACUACAGACGCCUCCAGACAGAUUUUAUGGAGGACGACCACGAGCGAGUGGUGUCAGUGACCUCACUGUCUGUUCAGCUCUUCACCGUCCCGACCAUGGCCCGGAUGCUGAUGGUGGAGGAAGACCUGAUGACGACCAUCAUCAGGACUUUUGUAGACCACCUCCGCCACCGAGACCUGCAGGGAUGCUUCCAGUUUGACCGCUACACCGCCCAACAGGCCUUCAAGUUCGGACGAGUCCAGAGCCUCAUCGGAGACCUCAAGUACGUCCUCAUCAGUCGACCUUCUGAGUGGAGCGAUCAGCUCAGACUGAAGUUUCAAGAAGGUCUGGAUGCUUUUCUGGAGCUGCUCAAGUGUAUGCAGGGUAUGGACCCGGUGGUGAGACAGGUGGGGCAGCACAUAGAGAUGGAGCCUGAGUGGGAGGCAGCGUUUACUCUGCAGAUGAAACUGACUCACAUCAUCUCCAUGAUCCAGGAGUGGUGCUCCACUGAUGAGCGCGUGCUGAUCGAGGCCUACAGGAAGUGUCUGAGCGCGCUCAGUCACUGUCACAGUGGCCUUCCAGACGGGGAGCAGCCAAUCAGCUUGAGUGUGGCGGGUCACUGUGUGGAGACGUUCAGGUACCAGGUGUCUCAGGACAAAGUGUCCAUACACCUCCCAGUCUGCAGACUGCUGGCAGGUCUUCAUGUUCUUCUCAGUAGAACAGAAGUUGCGUCUCGUUUCCCUGAACAACUUCCUCUGGGGGAACUCAGCCCACCCCUCCUGAUCGAACUCCCCCUCCGCUGUCUGGUGCUCUGUGCCCAGGUGCAUGCUGGGAUGUGGAGGAGGAACGGCUUCUCCCUGAUCAACCAGAUUUAUUAUUAUCACAACGUCAAGUGCAGAGUGGAGAUGUUUGACAAGGACAUCGUCAUGCUGCAGGCGGGGGCGUCCAUGAUGGAUCCAAACCACUUCCUGAUGAUCGUUCUGAGUCGAUUCGAACUCUUUCACAUUUUCAGCUCCGCAGACUGCAGGAAGAGAUACAGAGAGGCUAACAAGGAUGUGGUCCAGCAGAACAACACUCUGAUCGAGGAGAUGCUCCACCUCAUCAUCAUGGUCGUCGGUGAGCGGUACGUGUCAGGUGUCGGCCAGGUGGAGCUCUUUGAUGAGGUCAAAAGAGAAAUCAUCCACCAGCUGUCAAUCAGACCGAUGGCUCACAGCGAGCUGGUGAAGGCUCUGCCAGAGAAUGGGAACAAGGAGACGGGUCUAGAAAGAGUCAUCGACAGCGUCGCUUCAUUCAAGAAACCAGGUGUGACUGGUCGAGGUCUCUAUGAACUCCGUCCUGAGUGGAACAAACACUUCAACCUUUACUUUCAUCACUACAGCAGAGCCGACCAGUCCAAGGCUGAGGAGGCUCAGAGGAAGCUGAGGAGACAGAACGGAGAGGACACAGCCCCCCCCCCCCCCCCCCCUCCUCUCUGUCCUCUGUUUAGCAGCCUGGUGAACCUGCUUCAGUGUGACGUGCUGCUGGCUGUAGAGGGCGCUGUGCUGCAGUGGGCUGUGGAGCCCAGUGGGGGGGGCUGGACCGAGUCCAUGCUGCAGAGGGUGAGACACAUAGGGGGGUGUACUGUCCAUAUUAAUAUGUAAACACUGUAGAGGGUGAGACACAUA
This is a messenger RNA of Anarrhichthys ocellatus (wolf-eel), 1805 nucleotides long. RefSeq names its product ubiquitin protein ligase E3 component n-recognin 2 (gene ubr2). The coding region runs from base 33 to 1781 and encodes 582 amino acids. The transcript has 16 exons. NCBI's taxonomy places the organism in Eukaryota, Metazoa, Chordata, Actinopteri, Perciformes, Anarhichadidae. Gene Ontology annotation, cellular component: cytoplasm; ubiquitin ligase complex. Gene Ontology annotation, molecular function: ubiquitin protein ligase activity. Gene Ontology annotation, biological process: ubiquitin-dependent protein catabolic process via the N-end rule pathway; protein ubiquitination. The record is from RefSeq and is a predicted model, not a curated record.